UUAGCAACGGGGGUCGGAGGUUUGUUUUCCUUUGACUGCACCGGGCACAGCACCGGGGUUGCUUUCAGAUUAUACCCUAGUUACACAGGCGUUCAGGGACGGAACUGAAGUCGAGCGACUUGGCGUCCCCCGCUUCUCGUAGAAUGAAGCCUCGAAAAUAGCAUGGACGGAAUUUAGCUUCGAUUGUUCGUGGUAGGUCAAAGCCAAUGUGAUGGUUGCACCGAAGUUGCAAGAGCGUCAAGAGGAUGAUCUUCCUGACAAGGAUGUCGCUAAAGAAUUCUACGCCAAGUAUGAGCCAAAAGAGAUCCUGGGAAGGGGGAUAAGUAGUACAGUAAGACGGUGCAUUGACAAGGAGACUGGUGAGGAGUUUGCUGCAAAGAUAAUAGAUAUCAGCUCAGAUACUGAUGGGUCAGGACCAACAAGUCUCUACCAGGCAACGAAAAGGGAAAUCGAAGUGCUGAAGAGAGUGGCUGGUCAUCCCUAUAUUAUUGAGCUGCAUGAUGUGUUUGAAUCGACAACAUUUAUUUUCCUGGUGCUGGAGCUGUGUCGGCAUGGGGAACUCUUCGACUACCUCACAAGUGUUGUUGCCCUUUCAGAAAAAAAAACAAAGAGUAUCAUGAAGCAACUGUUUGAAGCUGUCGAGUUCAUACACUCAAAAGGCAUUGUCCAUCGAGACCUGAAACCGGAAAACAUCCUCUUGGAUGAUGACUUAAAUGUCAAGGUCACUGACUUUGGUUUUGCUACUCAGCUAGCAGAAGGUGAAACAUUAACAGAACUCUGUGGUACCCCUGGUUACUUGGCACCUGAGCUGCUGAAGGCAUCAAUGUAUGAAAGCUCGGAGGGGUACGACAAGCAAGUUGACAUCUGGGCUUGUGGAGUCAUCAUGUACACGCUGCUGGUGGGCUUCCCACCAUUCUGGCACAGAAAGCAAAUGGUGAUGCUUCGCAACAUCAUGGAAGGAAAGUAUGAGUUUUGUAGCCCAGAAUGGGAUGAUAUCACUGAAGCCCCUAAGGACCUGAUCAGUAAACUGCUGGUUGUUGAUCCGAAGAAACGUCUCACUGCCUCUCAAGCAUUGGAUCAUUGCUUCUUCAAGGCUGUUAAACGUGCAUCCGUUUUCGUCACCGAAGACGUGGGAAUACAAAAGCGCACCUUCAAUGCAAAGAAAACUUUUCAGUUUGGCAUUCUUUGUGUCAGAGCACUGGUGCGCAUUCGACGGCUACGAUACACCCCUGAGCCACUCUCUCUGAACAUCGCACGGACCAACCCAUAUCGCAUCAAGACAUUGCGAAAGGUGAUCGAUGGUUGUGCCUUCAGAGUUUACUGCCACUGGGUCAAGAAAGGAGAAAUGCAGAACCGUGCUGCCUUGUUCGAGAAUCACCCCAAGAUUGAGCUGCGACAGAUGUAUGAAGAGACACAAGUGGCUGCCUGAGCAGGAGGAGGAUCCCAUUUACUGGCGCUGGCCAUUGUCCAAGCAUCAAGGUGCUACAAGUACCUCUCCACGCAGUGCAGUUGUGUAGCCGCCUUUGUGGCGCUGUGUGUCAAUUGUGCCCGCUACACUCUGUCCCCCGUUCUGGGCCACUGUGCAUAGGUCAAUGCCUCUGGAAAGGAGAUUUGACAUUGCCCACCAAGUGUUGCAACAGUUGUUGCCCAUGUUCCUUUUGUUUUCAAGGAUGCUCUUAGGACGGUUUGCAUAUGUUGGCAGGUAUGCACCUGCUUUCCUAGUCAAAUGAAAGCUUAAUGUCAAAUUUUUUCAUUUUGAAUUGACAACAAUCAGUCUGGUAGUGCAUGUUCCAUUGAAAAGCCAUUUCACCAAGUGUAAAUGCCCAAUUUUCUUGUGUAAGAUCAUACACAAAAUGAGCUGUUCCAUCCAUGGGAAAGGUGGACUAGGUAGGCGACAGUUUUAGCAUGGAAUGAAUCUGCACUUUAUCAGUUGCUAAAAUAUAAAAGCUUUUGGAGCAUUUGUCUUUGGCAAAAGUAUUUUUAAAAUAUGUGUCGGUAGCUAUAAUGUCACAAUUCAAAGAAUCUCAGAAUUUAUUUUCCACUAAUGACUUUCAUGUCUAUGGAUAGAUGGCACCAGAAGGGCAUGUUUAGCAAACUUCAUUAAGCAUCCUGAAUUAAAAUUUCAUUAAGUGUUGCAAUAAUGAUUCUGUUGUCACUAACUUGUGCUCUUGGCCAAGUCCAAAGCCAAAAAUAUCUGGCAGGUCCCAGCAUGACAAAAUUUAUUUUUUACCUAUGCGCAAUAUGGCUUAAGUAGAUUUAGGCCCGGAUAUAUACUGGCGAGCAUAAAACAACCUGAUGCUUAGACUAGAAGGCAUAGUGAAAGGAUUCAUUGUUGCAUGUGUAUAGAGAACAACCAAAGUGAACCAAAACUGUGCAGGUUUUCUUACAUUUGAGAUGCCUAUGCUUUGGAAAGUUAACAAGAUAUCUAUAUCGGACAUGCAGGUCCUUUGUGUGUUUGAAAGCAGACUGAAUAAAUAUGUGUUAAUGCAA
Molecule: messenger RNA, 2490 nt
Organism: Dermacentor andersoni
Lineage: Eukaryota; Metazoa; Arthropoda; Arachnida; Ixodida; Ixodidae
Gene: PhKgamma
Product: phosphorylase kinase gamma
Biological process (GO): protein phosphorylation; glycogen metabolic process
Cellular component (GO): phosphorylase kinase complex
Molecular function (GO): phosphorylase kinase activity; calmodulin binding; ATP binding
Source: RefSeq, a predicted model, not a curated record